Strongylus vulgaris is the source of this 990-nucleotide messenger RNA. NCBI's taxonomy places the organism in Eukaryota, Metazoa, Nematoda, Chromadorea, Rhabditida, Strongylidae. The record is from the annotation of a GenBank genome assembly.
AUGAUCAGUAAGUUAGAUCAGAUCAUCUCCCAUACUGCUUUGGCGGAAGCUGAAAGUCGAUUAUUUGCAACAUUUGGUGCUCAAAUCCUCUCACGAUUUGUUCCAGUAGGUAUUGAUCAUCCUCUUAAGAUUCGCUUCAAAGGAAGUGAAAUCUACACAGUCACCACUGGACCAACAGAGGAGAAAAAGUCGGAUGAACCAAUUGUACUUAUUCACGGAUUCGGAGCUGGUGUUGCCGUUUGGUCUGCGAAUAUCGCCGCACUCGCUAAACACUACACUGUUCAUGCUUUUGAUCUUCUUGGUGAGCAGAGUUCGAAAUCAGUCCACUUUACCCAUUUUUCAGGUUUUGGACGCUCAUCUCGACCUCGAUUUAGUGAUGAUCCGACACUGGCAGAAUUGGAAAUGGUCGAGUCCAUAGAAGACUGGAGAAAAUCGAUGGGCAUCGAAAAGAUGUACUUAUUGUUUCAACUAUCCCAAAUUUCAGGAGCUUAUCUGGCUUCGUCAUAUGCAUUAGAACACCCACACCGUGUCAAGCAUCUUGUUCUAGUUGAUCCUUGGGGUUUUCCAGAGAAGAUCACACCUACCGAAAAGCAGAUAAAACCAUACCCUUGGAUGAUGUUUAUUGGUGGAUUGUUAUCACAAUUCAAUCCCCUUGCUACUCUACGCGCUGCUGGACCAUACGGUAGGGUUUUUUUUUUUUACUAUCUCGUCUUUUGUAUCGAAUCUACAAACUUCCCUUCAGGGCCAUCUAUCGUGAAGAAACUUCGUCCGGAUUUGGGCCUUCGCUAUAAAAGCGAAAACCCAGAUGACAUUUACGAGUAUUUGUAUCACUGCAAUGCUCAAAAACCUACGGGAGAGACUGCUUUCAAAGGAAUGACCAUUCCAUUUGGUUGGGCGAAACGUCCAAUGAUAAAAAGGUCAGAACAUGAGCUAAAUUUGUACGUAUCAGUAUAUAAUUACAUGGAAAAUGUUACUUUGGAAUCACGUUGA